AUGACGGAGACGACGUACGUGUCCCCGGACGACCUCAGCUCGGGCGUGAUCGCCGCGAUGUGCGGUGGUAUGGCGUGCGUCGCGGUAAAGUCCGACGGCUCGGUGCACGCAUGGGGCGCGCCCGUGCCGGUCGCGGAUGGCUUCGAGGCGCCCAUCUUUGGCGCGCGCGUCGUCGGCCAGGUCUCCACGCUGCCGCUCGAGGGCGAGGACGGCCUCGUUGGCGUCGCGAGCGAGCACGCAGGCGCCUGGUACGUCGCGACCAUGGACUCGCUGCUGCACGUCUCGGCGGCCGGGCGCGUGCGCCGCGUAGCAGCCUUGCCGGCAAGUGAAGUCUUCUACACCGUUGCUGCCAGCCCAGACGGGAGCGCGGUGUUUGUGGCAGACGACACCAACGAGAUCCGGCGGGUGGAGGUGGCGACUGGCGCUGUGACGACGCUCGCGGGCAGCGGCAACAUGGGCGACGCGGAUGGUGUGGGCGACGCGGCGCAGUUCGACGGCCCAGCCGGCAUCGCCAUCAGCCCGGACGGGAGCGCGGCGUUUGUGGCGGACUGCAGCAACCACAAGAUCCGGCGGCUGGAGGUGGCGACGGGCGCUGUGACCACGCUCGCUGGAGGCGGCGAUGUGGGCGACGCGGAUGGUGUGGGCGACGCGGCGGAGUUUGACGGCCCCUCCGGAGUCGCCCUCAGCUCCGACGGGAGUGCACUGUUUGUGGCGGACUCCUGCGGCAACAAGAUCCGGCGGGUGGAGGUGGCGACUCGCGCGGUGACCACGCUCGCUGGAGGCGGCGAGGAUGGCGGCGCGGAUGGCGUCGCCGACGCGGCGCAGUUCCGCUACCCAGCUGGCAUCGCCAUCAGCCCGGACGGCGGCGCGCUGUAUGUGGCGGACUAUGAGAACCACAAGAUCCGGCGGGUAGAGGUGGCGACGGGAGAGGUGACGACGGUCGCGGGCAGUGGCACCAGGGGUAGGGAAGACGGCGUGGGCGACGCGGCGCAGCUCGACGGCCCAGAUGAAGUCGCCAUCAGCUCCGACGGCAGCACGCUGUUGGUCAGUUCGAGCGGUGGCCUCCGCGAGGUCUGCGUGGCUGCGCCUCCUCCGCCUCCCUCCUUUGCCCCGAUCGUCGUUCCGCCUUCGACCCUUGGAGCCGACCUCGCAACGACGCGGGGCGACGCCUCCCUGCCAGAGGGGAAAGUCACCUUCCUGGUCGGCGACGACCUGGAGCGCAUCGAGUACGUCACCAAGGCCGUCCUCUGCGCCCGGUCCCCGGUCUUUCGGACGAUGUUUGGCAUCGGCAUGAAGGAGCGCGACGCCGCCGAGGUCACGGUGCGCAACACCGACCUCGCCAGCUUCACCGCCCUUAUCGACUACCUCCUCUCCGACAAGUUCGACCUCGGCGAGGCGGAGGGCGGCAGAGCGCAGCGCGCGCUCGACCUGCGGGAGCUGGCGCAGAUGUACCAGGUGCCGCGCCUCGAGCUGCUCUGCGCGCAGGCACUGCAGGAAAGCGUCGCGCCGGCGAGCGCCGUGCCGCUGCUCGAGGCGGCGCACACGACGGGCGACGGGCGGCUCCUCGCGCAGUGCCGCCGCUACGUGGCCGACCACGCCGCCGAGGUGCGGGCGAGCGGCGGCGUGGAGCAGCUGCGCGACUUUGGCGUGGCCAAGGGGCUGCUCGGCGACGCGCUCGACCAGGUGGCGGAGCUGAAGGGGGCGGUGGCGGCGCGCGACGCGGAGCUCGGGAAGGUCCGGGCGGAGGUGGCCGAGCGGGCAUGA
Messenger RNA from Emiliania huxleyi CCMP1516, 1764 nucleotides. RefSeq lists its product as hypothetical. Gene Ontology annotation, molecular function: protein binding. The transcript has 2 exons. NCBI's taxonomy places the organism in Eukaryota, Haptophyta, Isochrysidales, Noelaerhabdaceae. The record is from RefSeq and is a predicted model, not a curated record. The coding region runs from base 1 to 1764 and encodes 587 amino acids.